CACGAAUACAAAGAGCCAUACGACCUUCGGAUGCCGGUGGGUCCUUUGGAGUUCCCUCUGUUACUCAAGUUGCAGUGGUAGGGGGUUCCGUGCUUGAGUAUAGGAAGAAUGAAACCAUGUUGAUCAGGAAGGCCCCUGUUGGCUUUAUUCUUUCAGUAAGGGGUGACUGUGACACUCAGUGUGUUGUGUUAGGAGAGCACAGGAUCUGCCAGUAGAAGAAGGCGUCUGUCUCUCCUCUGCAGGCCCAUGAGAGGCAGCCAUGGACUGUGUGCUCCUUCACGGCUUACCUACUCCUCCUUCACAGAACCCACAACCUGGAGUUCUGACUCCUCUGACCACCCUCCAUGAGAAAGAAAAGUGAAUCCACAGAGGCCAGUGCUUCAACCUCAUAAAGUCCAGUUGACCAGAGCACCUUUGGGAGAGGCCCAGCGAGUGAGCACGGUUGUUACUGUGCCUAUCAGCCAUGUCCUUCAGUGCCACCAUUCUCUUCUCCCCUCCCAGUGGCAGCGAGGCCCGAUGCUGCUGCUGUGCCUGUAAAAGUGAGAAUAGCGGAGGCAGCGCAGGCUCACAGGGCGGGAACCCUCCUGCCAGCACGCCCAUCACAGUGACUGGACAUGGCCUAGCUGUCCAGAGCUCUGAGCAGCUCUUGCAUAUUAUCUACCAGCGGGUGGAUAAGGCAGUGGGCCUGGCUGAGGCUGCUCUGGGUCUGGCCCGGGCCAACAAUGAGUUGUUAAAACGGCUCCAGGAGGAAGUGGGUGAGCUGAGACAAGGGAAGGUAUGCACCCCUGAUGAAGACGGGGAGAGCCGGGUCCACAGUCCCCCAACAGAGGAGCCUGGGCCCCUCAAGGAGAGUCCCAGGGAAAACUGCAAGACUCUGUCUGUCGUGGAGGAGGAGUGUGACAGUGUGGGCAGUGGUGUGCAGGUGGCAAUCGAGGAGCUGUGGCAGCUGGGGUCAGCCUCGGCAGUGGGACCUGGGCCUUUGGGCUUCCCAGCCUCUCAGAGAGACAUGAGGCUCCCAGGAUGUGCUCUGGCCGGGGGUGAGGGGACCCCUCUGCUCAAUCCGCUGGUGGAUGAUUAUGUGGCCUCUGAGGGUACAGUACAGCGUGUACUGGUCCCAGCUUAUGCCAAACAGCUUUCACCAGCCACACAGCUGGCUAUCCAGCGGGCAUCUUCAGAGUCAGUGCCAGAAAAUGGAACCAAGCUGCCACCACCCCGCCCUGAGGACAUGCUCAGUGCUGCUGCUGCGUUGGACAGUGCCUUGGAAGAGUCAGGUUCCGGGAGCACUGGGGAGUUGAGGCACUCUCUAGGGAUCACUGCUUCCCCAUGCAGGACCAGAGGGAAUGGGCAGAAGAACUCCAGGCGAAAGCGGGAUCUGGUACUCUCUAAAUUGGUCCACAAUGUGCAUAACCACAUCACCAAUGACAAGAGAUUCAAUGGGUCUGAAAGCAUCAAGUCCUCUUGGAAUAUUUCAGUAGUGAAGUUCCUUCUGGAAAAGCUCAAGCAGGAGCUGGUCACCAGUCCCCACAAUUAUACUGAUAAAGAACUGAAAGGAGCCUGUGUGGCUUACUUCCUCACCAAGAGGCGUGAGUAUCGCAACUCCCUGAACCCCUUUAAAGGUCUGAAGGAAAAAGAGGAGAAGAAACUUCGAAGUCGCCGAUACCGGCUUUUUGCCAACCGAUCCAGCAUCAUGAGGCAUUUUGGACCUGAGGACCAAAACCUGUGGAAAGAUGUGACAGAAGAGCUGAUGUCUGAUGAGGAGGACAGUCUUAAUGAGCCAGGUGUCUGGGUGGCCCGCUCUCCUCGUUUCCGGGCCCAGCGCCUCACAGAGCUCUGCUAUCACCUGGAUGCUAACUCUAAGCAUGGCACCAAGGCCAACCGUGUAUAUGGGCCUCCCUCAGACAGACUGCCUUCUGCUGAAGCCCAGCUCCUUCCACCAGAACUUUACAAUCCUAAUUUCCAAGAUGAGGAAGAAGAGGGAGGAAAUGAGAAUGGACCCAUCUCUCCAUCGUUUGACCAACCCCACAAAACCUGCUGUCCUGACUUGAACUCAUUCAUCGAAAUCAAGGUGGAAAAGGAUGAGUGAACUCUAUAACCAAGAAUAAUUCUGGCUUCUGCCACUCUCCCUGUCCCAUAAAUGGGUGGCUGUGGGGCUUCCCAGAAUAAUGAAAAACCCUCUGCAGUCUGAGAAAGUUUGACUCACUUCUUAACAUAGUCUGUGCUGGAAGUGGAAGCUAGAAGCUCUCUCUGGUCGGGUGAAAGACUUAUCUAGAAGGGGAAAAACACCCUCACUGUGAAUGGCAAGCCAGAAAAUGCUUAUUCCUAAGCAUAAACAGUGCCACGGAGGAGCAUGGCAUGAGAAAAGGAGGAUGGGUCUAAGAAACACCAACCCUCCUUGACA
Messenger RNA from Urocitellus parryii (Arctic ground squirrel), 2398 nucleotides. RefSeq names its product chromosome 6 C14orf93 homolog (gene C6H14orf93). The record is from RefSeq and is a predicted model, not a curated record. Lineage: Eukaryota; Metazoa; Chordata; Mammalia; Rodentia; Sciuridae.